This is a messenger RNA of Mesorhabditis spiculigera, 360 nucleotides long. The record is from the annotation of a GenBank genome assembly. Lineage: Eukaryota; Metazoa; Nematoda; Chromadorea; Rhabditida; Rhabditidae.
AUGCUGUUCCUAGUUGAUGCACAGUUCACUCCAGCUGAAUGUGCUCGCGAUCGUACCAAGCUCUGGAAGCAGCAGUCCGUCAUUGGGGACAUGGUUUUUGGAGCUGAUUGCUACUGCAGACCUGGAUACCGUCAGAAUCCGGCUGUGGCUGCUGCAGCGCUAACCGCGCGGGAUAUUGAACUCUACAGACUUCGUCGACACCCCCUGCAAAACUACUUAGCAUGCUCUUACGAUCACACGAAGGAUUGGCGCCCAGAAGUGUUUAUCGGCGACAUGAUACUGGGGCCAGAAUGUGUUUGCCGCCCGGGCUAUCAUUUCAACCUAGCGGACUACAAUUUGCCGUGCACCCGGAACCAAGAU